Messenger RNA from Episyrphus balteatus (marmalade hoverfly), 3298 nucleotides. RefSeq names its product unextended protein (gene uex). NCBI's taxonomy places the organism in Eukaryota, Metazoa, Arthropoda, Insecta, Diptera, Syrphidae. Gene Ontology annotation, molecular function: transmembrane transporter activity. Bases 111 to 2852 code for a protein of 913 amino acids. The transcript has 10 exons. Gene Ontology annotation, cellular component: plasma membrane. Gene Ontology annotation, biological process: transport; magnesium ion homeostasis. The record is from RefSeq and is a predicted model, not a curated record.
AUUUUAUUCAACGUUUAGCUGUUGGUUGUAUAGUUAGCAUGUUAUUGUUGACCAUUUGAAAAAAAAGUUAAAACAAAAAAAAAAUUCCUCCUCUAAUAUAAUUCAGUAUUAUGGGUGCCAUUGUUAAAUCAAAUCAUCGGACUAGUAAUUUUACAAAAAACAACAAAAAUAUUUCUUCAUCAUCCAAUGUGAAAUGGAAAAAUGGUUCUAAUUCUUUUCGUUCUAAUUCAUGUUCACCACAACCUCGUGUAUUAAUAGUGUUUAUGUUAAUAAUAAAUUUCUUUUGCCCAACUGUAUUUUGUUAUUCUUCAUUGCUAUCACCAUCAUUCGAUUCGGAUAGAAGAAGUUUAUUGCAAAAAAGUGAUUUGGUUGAUACUACUUCUUCUUUAUCUCAACAAUUUUUGUUUGAUGAUGAAGAAAGUCAUCAAAACCAUCAAAAUUUAAAUCAAAAUGAUGUCAAUGAAUUUAGUGUCGGUUCUCUUAGACAUACUCGGAGUACGAAUAGCGAUUUAAAAAUUCAUGGGUUUCGGAUAGAAGAAACUAGCAGUGAAUUGGAUCUUGGCUCCGAUGGUGUUCCAAGUAUACUCUGUGAGUCGGAAGUUGUGAUUCGUGUUUUCGGAAUCGGAAUUACAAAUGAUACUGGUAUUGCGUUUACUGGAGCCCGAAAUAAUUUUGGAGGAUCGUGCCUUACUCCAGCCUCUACAAUAUUUCAUGCAUUAAAAGGAACUGCAAAUGAUAAAACUGCCUUGUUUAAAAUUAAAUUGCCAAAAGGAACUCAAUUUUUAUAUAUUUGCGCAAAAAACGAUGACUUUAAUGUUGAGACAAAUGUCGCUACGACGAAACCCUUGAUUCAUCAAGGAACAGAUGAUUGGUUAAAAAUAGGAACAUAUGAAAAUCUUCUGCCAUUAUGGGCUUCAAUCUUUAUAAUCGUAACCUGUUUGGCAUUCUCAUCUUUAUUUUCUGGUUUGAAUCUUGGUUUGAUGUCUAUGGAUCGUACCGAACUUAAAAUUCUGAAAAAUACUGGAACUGAAAAAGAACGAUUAUACGCAAGUAAAAUUCAACCAGUAAGAGAUCGAGGCAACUAUUUACUUUGUAGUAUUCUCUUGGCCAACGUUUUGGUUAACUCAACGUUUACAAUUUUAUUGGAUGGUCUAACAUCUGGUCUUUUUGCAGUUAUAUUUUCUACUUUGGCAAUUGUCAUUUUCGGUGAAAUUACACCACAAGCGUUUUGUUCUAGACAUGGUCUUUCUGUAGGAGCAAAAACAAUUUAUAUUACAAGAACUGUGAUGGUACUAACAUGGCCUUUAUCAUACCCGACAUCCAAAAUUUUAGAUUGGUGUCUUGGUGAAGAAAUUGGAAAUGUUUAUAAUCGUGAACGUCUGAAAGAACUUGUCAAGGUUACAACUGGAAUCAAUGAUUUAGAUAAAAAUGAAGUGAAUAUUAUUUCGGGUGCUUUAGAACUACGCAGAAAAACUGUCGGCGAAGUUAUGACACACAUCGAAGAUGCAUUUAUGUUGUCCCUCGAUUCAAUACUUGAUUUCGAAACCGUAUCCGACAUAAUGAAGUCUGGAUUCUCAAGAAUACCAGUUUAUGAUGGUCAUCCGAAAAAUAUUGUCACAUUACUUUACAUCAAAGAUUUAGCAUUUGUCGAUACCGAUGACAAUACUCCAUUGAAAACCUUGUGUGAAUUCUAUCAAAAUCCUUGUCAUUUUGUGUUCGAAGAUGUUACACUCGAUAUUAUGUUUAAUCAAUUCAAAGAAGGCAAUAAAGGACACAUGGCAUUUGUGCAUCGUGUUAAUAAUGAAGGAGAGGGUGAUCCUUUCUACGAAACAAUUGGUCUCCUCACCUUGGAAGAUGUUAUUGAAGAGCUUAUACAAGCUGAGAUUAUUGAUGAAACUGAUGUGUUCGUUGAUAACCGAACUAAGGUCAGAAGGCAAAGAAAUAAGAAACAGGACUUUAGUGUAUUUGCGGAAAGGAAAGAACACCAGGCUAUUCGGAUAUCGCCCCAAUUGAUUUUAGCCACAUUCCAGUAUUUGAGCACAGCUGUCGAUGCAUUCAGAAAAGACACAAUUUCUGAAUCUAUUCUACGUCGUUUACUCAACCAAGAUAUCAUCCAUCAUAUCAAAAGUAAAGGCAAAGAAAAGGACGAUCCCAGCUUGAUUAUCUUCCAGCAAGGCAAGCCUGUAGACUUUUUUGUACUUAUAUUGGAAGGUCGUGUUGAAGUUACUGUCGGCAAAGAAAACUUAUUGUUUGAAAGUGGGCCAUUUACUUACUUCGGAACUCAGGCACUUUUGCAAAAUAUUGUUUUAGAAUCGCCAAAUCAGACACAAAAUCAAAUCAAAGGCUCCCUACAAUCUCUUAAUGUAGACUCGGUAUUGCGACAAACUUUCGUGCCCGAUUACUCUGUACGUGCAGUUGGUGAUGUUACUUAUAUAGCAGUUAAGCGUAGCCUCUACCUUACGGCAAAACGUGCAACAUUAUUGGAAAAGUCACGAAAAUCUGGAGUUGAAAACGAAGGUGAAGCGAUAGACGCUGAAGUCGAAAAGUUACUUCAUUCACUUAACGAAGACGAACAACUUCCACGAAAUCCUAAAAAGUCUUUAUUAUUAAAGAGUGGUAGCACCACUCGUUCACCAUCCUUAAAUGAACCAACACUAAGCGAAAGAUUGUCCUCCACCACAAAUAAUACAAAAGGCCGCAGCAACGCUAAUAGCCCUGAAGCCGAUAAAAGCGGAAAGGAAAUGGCAAACAACCAUACAGGUGCUGAACCCCAAACUGAUGCGGACUCACUCGAAAACCAUUCAAUUGUCACGGCCCCGUUACUUCCAAAAACCUUAGAUACUUUCAAGUAAUAUUUACGGGGAAAAAAAAACUUAACCGACAUAAUGUUAAUUAAUUUCACUACCGUUGUUCUGAUAAUUUUUCGGAAAAAUUUAUUUUGUUUUUAAACGUAUACCUCGAAAUGUACAUUUUCGUACACUUGCAAUUGUCUCUGUACUUAAGUAAACAUCUAGGACCUUUCUAACUAAAGUUCUCUUAUUCUAUAUAUAUAUAUAUAAUGGAUUUAUCCGAGAUAUUUCAUGUAAAAAUAAACUUGUAGUAAUAAUAUUACUGCUGUUAUUUGGUAUGUAUGUACGUUUUUUAAAGAUUUUACAUGCGACCGGUUUUUUUUUUGUUUUUUUUAGUAGCUUACAAUCAGUAUAACUGAAAAGAGAUUUUUUUAUUUAAGUUGAAAAAUGAACAAAAACAAGGAAAUACUAAUUUAAUAUCGAAAAUAAAAUAAUAUUGUUAUUAAUAA